Messenger RNA from Thamnophis elegans (Western terrestrial garter snake), 6679 nucleotides. RefSeq names its product villin 1 (gene VIL1). Lineage: Eukaryota; Metazoa; Chordata; Lepidosauria; Squamata; Natricidae. Gene Ontology annotation, biological process: actin polymerization or depolymerization; barbed-end actin filament capping; cytoskeleton organization. The record is from RefSeq and is a predicted model, not a curated record. Gene Ontology annotation, molecular function: phosphatidylinositol-4,5-bisphosphate binding; actin filament binding. Bases 343 to 2964 code for a protein of 873 amino acids. The transcript is spliced from 20 exons. Gene Ontology annotation, cellular component: lamellipodium; actin cytoskeleton; cytoplasm.
UUGGAAGACAAAGACCAAGGAGGAAGAGUAAAUUAAAUGCAAUGAAAUGAUGACCAGCCAGUCUGAAGGCAAACUUUCGACUACUCAAGAACACUCAAUAAACCAUCCACCAUCUUUUCUGACCAGGAUUGAAAAACGUGGCAGUGGGGUGUUACCAAAAUCAAGUGGCAAGCAGGCUGCAUUUGUUUCUCUGGAGGUCACAGGUAAGGCAAGUUUUCUCUGGAAGACAGGUGAGUAGCCUCAAUUGCAAGCUAGAUCUUACCCACGCCAAGGACAUAACUCAGGUGGAUCUGCAGGGACUUUGGCUCUCCUUCUUUCCUUCCUAGGCAUUCCUGCCCUUAUAUGGCAAAAGCUGGUGGCGACAGAGGGAAGGAAGGGACAAAGGUCGUCCUGGCACUUCCUCUGUUCAGGCACACUCUUUCUCCAAGGUGCUGCGUGCCCACUAAGCAGACACAACAGCCAAGCUACAAAGGAUUAGUCACCAUGCCGGAACUUAAUACCAAAGUCACCAAGACUCUGAACAAAACCACACCUGGACUUCAAAUAUGGAGAAUUGAGAACAUGGAGAUGGUGCCCAUACCACCCAAGACCUACGGGAACUUCUAUGAAGGGGAUGCCUAUAUUGUGCUUGCGACACACAAGAUUCAGAAUACAUUCACCUAUGACAUCCAUUUCUGGCUGGGCAGUUCAUCAUCUCAGGAUGAACAAGGUGCAGCUGCCAUCUACACAACACAAAUGGAUGAGCACCUGGGUGGAGUUGCUGUACAGUACCGUGAGAUUCAAAGUUAUGAGAGUGACACAUUUCGGAGUCACUUCAAGCAAGGCCUUGUCUAUAAGAAGGGUGGUGUGGCCUCGGGCAUGAAACAUGUGGAAACCAACACGUACAAUGUGCAACGGCUACUGCAUGUCAAGGGGAAGAAAAAUGUGGUGGCUGGAGAGGUGGAGAUGAACUGGAACAGCUUCAAUUUGGGAGAUGUCUUCCUGUUGGACUUGGGGAAGCUCAUCAUCCAGUGGAAUGGGCCUGAAAGCAACCGCUUGGAACGGCUGAAGGGCAUGAAUCUAGCCAAGGACAUUCGUGACCGAGAGCGUGGUGGCCGAGCACAGGUGGCUAUAGUGGAUGGUGAAAAUGAAGAUGCAUCUCCUGCACUCAUGAAAAUCAUGUUCUAUAUGCUUGGAGAGAAGAGGAACAUCCAACCGGCCAUUUCAGAUGAAGUAGUGGACCAGAAACUGAAAUCCUCUCUGAAGCUCUACCAUGUCUCUGAUGUAGAAGGGAAUCUACUUGUGCAGGAAGUUGCUAUCCAGCCUCUUACCCAAGACCUCCUGAAGCAUGAGGAUUGCUAUAUCUUGGACCAAGGUGGUAUGAAGAUCUUCGUGUGGAAGGGCAAACACUCCAGCAAGGAAGAGAGGCAGCAGGCCCUGUCAAGGGCCUUGGGUUUCAUCAAAGCAAAAAACUACUCACCUACCACUAGUGUGGAGACUGAAAAUGAUGGCGCUGAAUCGGCUGUUUUCAGGCAGCUGUUUCAGAAAUGGACAGUUCACAAUCAAACCACUGGCAUUGGCAAAACUCAUACAAUUGGAAAAAUAGCCAAGGUGGAGCAGGUGAAGUUUGAUGCCAAUAGUUUGCAUGCCAGGCCAGAUCUGGCUGCCCAGCACAAGAUGGUUGAUGAUGGUUCUGGAGAGACACAGGUUUGGAGAAUUGAGAACUUAGAACUAGCACCAGUAGAGGGUCGCAACUUCGGGCAUUUCUACAGUGGUGACUGCUACCUUAUCCUCUACAAAUAUUUAGUUUAUAACAAGAUACACUACAUCAUUUACAUUUGGCAGGGCCGUCACGCCACCAAGGAUGAGAUUACUGCCUCUGCCUACCAAGCUGUCACUCUGGACCAAACAUAUAAUGGUGAGCCUGUGCAGGUGCGAGUCACCAUGGGCAAGGAACCUGCUCAUCUAAUGGCCAUUUUCAAAGGACGCAUGGUAGUGUAUGCGGGUGGCACUUCCCGAUCUGAUAAUACAGAACCAGAACCUCCCACCCGUCUUUUCCAAGUUCAUGGGAUUAAUGAAUACAACACCAAGGCUUUGGAGGUGUCUCCCACGGCCUCCUCCCUCAAUUCCAAUGAUGUCUUCAUUCUUAAAACCCAGAGUUGCUGUUACCUCUGGUAUGGUAAGGGCUGCAGUGGGGACGAGCGAGAGAUGGCCAAGAGUGUUUCCGACCUGAUCUCCAGGACAGAGAAAGUUGUGGUAGCAGAAGGCCAGGAGCCUGCAGCGUUCUGGGUUGCACUAGGUGGAAAGUCUCAGUAUGCCAACAACAAAAGAUUGCAAGAAGAAACUAUUUCGAUCACGCCUCGGCUUUUUGAGUGUUCCAAUAAGACAGGCAAGUUCCUUGCCACGGAGAUCACCAGUUUUACUCAGGAUGAUCUAGAACAAGAUGACGUGUUCUUGCUGGAUGCCUGGGACCAGGUUUAUUUCUGGAUUGGUAAAGAUGCAAAUGAGGCUGAGAAAGAAGCAGCAGCUGUCACUGCCCAAGAAUACCUGAAGACUCACCCAGGCAGUCGGGACCCUGACACUCCAAUUGUGAUUGUGAAACAAGGCAAUGAACCUCCAACAUUCACUGGCUGGUUUGUAGCAUGGGAUCCUCUCAAAUGGACAGGCAAGAAAACCUAUGAAGAACUGAAAGCUGAACUUGCCAAUGAUGAUAGCCUUGACCAACUCACUUCUGAAAUCUUGGAAGGAAAAGAAGUUUUUACUGCCAAGACAACUUUUGGCAAGUUGUCAUUCUCUACAUACCCCUUGGAGAAAUUGGUGAAUGUAGCUGGAGAAGACCUUCCCAAGGACAUAGAUCCCAGCCGGAAGGAGCAAUACUUGUCAGAGGAAGAUUUUUUUCAGAUCUUUGGAAUGUCCCAACAGGAUUUUGCUGCACUGCCUCUGUGGAAACAAACAUCUCUCAAGAAGGCAAAAGGACUUUUCUAAAUGGAAAUUUACCUGCCAUUAUUUUCCAGCCAUUUGCAGACCUUAAUGUCAUUUUUGGUAACAGCUCGGUAACAGAAGCAUUCAGAAUUUUCUACCACUAGCAGUUUUGCAAAGACAAAAGGGUUUCUUUUUUUAAAAAAAAUGUAGAUGAUUUUAGUGCAGAUCCAGAACAGCUGCUUUAACAUACUUUCCUCCAGUUAUGAAGCUGCCCAAAACUAUGUUGAAAUUGUUUACUCUUUCCCAAUACCCAAGAGUUCCAAUCUGACUUAGUGACAAAGCUGGCAAAUGGGGCUGCCCUAACAACACUAUUGUGGAACAGAUGCAGGAAAGUAAUUGGUGGAUUUCCUGCUAGUGGAAGGCAAAAAACAACAACAACCCCCACCAUUUUUCUUAAAAGGAGGUUGGGCUGGUUUUUGAAUGAGACCCAUACAUUUUGCUAUCUAGCAGAACCUGACUUUUUGGGUGACAAUUUUCCAACUCCCCUCUUUUUAUAGGGAACCUCUAUUUGCACCAUAGGACAGGUGUGCCAACCCUCCACCCACCCAUGAUUGCUCUUGUUCAUCUCCCUUUUGCCCAUGCUCUCUUGCUCACUCGGUCUCUCCACUGUGUCUCUUUCUCACACUCCAGUGACUCUCAAUUAUUUUGUCUAAUCUGGGGAAACUCCCUGGGUGAACCAGUGCUACUUUUCUGAUCAACUGCCCUUGAAAGAUUUUCCUGCUUAGAAUUAAAAAAAAACAUUUUGGACAAAAAUCUUUCAAGCAAGGACAUUGCAAUCUUGCAACCUGGCCAGAAAUGACUUAAAAGCAGCUAAUUUAUACUGCUUAAAAACACAGCUUUGCCAAUAGAAGUAAAUAUAAGAGCUCUAGGAUUAUUGUCUCUCCAAGCUUGCCUUAAUCUGUUUUUAUCUAUGAUCCUAGCUGUCUACAUGAUUAUAGUUAAGAGUUUUCAAUUGCCAAUGAAUAUGCCUCCAAAAUAGGCUUUGAGGUGACCCAUAAAGCAGAAGGCAUUCCAGAUGGAACCACUGUUCUCUUAUGAAAUGUAUCCCAGUACAAAUAAAACUUAUUCCUGCAAAAUGAGGAGUUAUCCUUGUUUGUAAACAGCAAGUUAUCACAUUAUUACGUCAAUUCACUGCUAAUGGACAUUUCUUUUCCAUAAUAAAGUUUAGCAUCUUUUUAAAUAUACAGUGAUAUCUUCUCCAACAUGGUUAUGCACUUUUAAAACAAACAAGAACAAAUUUUAAAUUAAUAAAAAUGUGGAAUAUCUAAGCAAAAUCAACGUGAAAAAAUACCAUGAUUUUUGUAGUGCCAAUUUUGUGGAAGAAAAACAGUAAUCAAAUAGCAGCAAGGACAAUAGAAAAGUAGCAAGGCACUGCAUUGCUCUGGAAAGAAAAAUCAGAUUCGGCAUUCAUAAAGAGCGUUUAAUUUCUCAGAAAUUGAUCUACACAUUAUUUAAAAAGAAAGAAUAAAAGCAGAAUUGUGAGGAAUAGAAGAACAGGUCUGCUAAAACACAGAAAACUGCUGCUCCACAUUAUGUCAAGGGAUACAAAGCGAUUCCCAACAUAUAAUUAUCAAAGCAAUCUUCUCAAUGCAGCUGCUAGGGUACCCUUGUCAUUUUUAUUUAUUCCCUUCCACCAAGAUUUUACAAAGUAACUUCUUAAAGUAAAAGCAAAGGAGUAGGUUACUGCUGCAGGUCAACAGCAAAGUGUUAUGGAUUUUCUUUGAUUUCCAUUCAUGGGCUAUGAAUUUUCUAUUUCGGGUUUUAAAAAGCACCCAACUAUUCUUUUUCAGAAACACAUGGCAAUCUUAUUCCCAGAAUAAUUCACUUCAUGGUGAAAUAUUAAUUUAUGCAAUUUUAAAACAAUUACUCUGCCUUUUACUUAGUUGCAAUGCGAGCAGCUUUCUCUUAGCACAUCUAGCAACAGAGACCCAUAAUAUACAGCGCCAUUCUUGAAUGCUGUCAGGUCCUCGGGAAGUGAAAAGGCAGUUCAGAAUAGAGAAAUGUCCCUGAAACCUUUGUACCUUGUCACAGAUAUGAAUAUUAGGCUUCAUCCAAAUAGCAGCAAUGCUGCUUAAUAUUCUAUAAUUGCAGACUUGCAUUUCCUUAGAACGGUAGAGGCAUAAAUGCUUGGUGAUUCUAAAGUUUUUUUUUUAAAGUAAACUACCAGAGCUACCUUUUAAAUUCACAUAUAUACACGUUUCAUUUUACUUUUCAGAAGAAUUUAGUUACUUAGUGCAAACAUGUUAUGGCUAUUUCUCGUAUAAAAAAUAAGUGCAGAAAAAGGUUUGACAGAUAUAAGAAGAAGGAAGAGAGGAAUUUAAAAUAUGCUGAAGUUCAUCCACUACUGGAUGAAUUUAUGGUUAAAGCUAGGCCUCACUUCAAAAUCUAAAAUCAGUAAUCCUAGAAUUAAGAUAUCUAGAGGUGUGCCAUAUCAUGCUGUUCCAGAAAUAUAGUAUAACUAAAUCCAAUUCCUUUUUUAAACAAGAAUUUUUUUAAAAAUACCAGCAGUUGCAGUUCAGGUUCCCCAGAGAUUUUCUAGGGUCCUUGGUAUAAUUUCUCAAAAGGAAAUAUGAUAAACCAUUUAAUGAGGGUUUAAAUAUAAUCCAGUAUGGUCAGGAGUUUCAGAAUUAAAUGUUAAAUCAUAUAAGAAAAAUAGAUGAACUGCAGCACAAAUUCAUUGCAUUGCCACAGAAUUUGAUCUUUGUAAAAUGCAAUCCAGGCAGGAUUAACAGUCACCACUUCUUACUGAAUGAGAAAUUGUUUUCUACCAAAGGUACAUAAAUUUAUCUCAGGCUACAUACUUUUCAAGUUUAGAUGAAGCAAAUCAGUCUUUACACACUAGGGGCAAUUCUGCAUUGUAUUAUAGAAGACACCAAGUUCGAAACUGAAUAUAUAUUAGUUAAUUUGGCUUCACUGUUAAGUAUGGAACCAAAAACAUAACUGCAUAAUUACAAUGGGUUGUAUAAGACCCUUCCAUUCAGAGCAGGAAAUGAAAGCUAACACCACCUCCUGCCAGAAGGGAGAAUGGGAGAUGUAAUUUUAUUUGAAUUUCUUUUUUUCCCCCGAACUUGAGUUUGCCACCUCCCCUUAUAUUUAAAGGCCUCUACUCUCCAGAGCCCCUUCUCAAGAGACCACAACAAGCACUGGAGAAAAAUGCUCCCCCUCCUAUUCCACUCAUAAGGAAAUCUAAGAUGUAUCUGGAGUUGGAUGGGAGGCAGAGAAGGAACCAAUUAUUCAGUAACAUUCACUUGAAUGGAAGUUCAGCUAUCAGUGCAAUACAAAUCCUGCUUUUUCCUGAAUUGUAUUGAUAACUGCUCAAGCAAAUAGAAAUCCAGAUUCUGUCAAACAUCUGAAGGUUUUUUUUUCAUUAACAGACAGCUAGCCUUACUCUAGAAUCAAGACUAUCACAUUCUGAGAUACUCUUCUUUACAAAGAAAAUCCCUUUAUUCUUUGUUAAAAACACACCGAACUACCUUUGUGAACAGUACAAAAUUAGACAGAAGUUAGCCUAUUAUGCUUUGGUGCAGUGUAGUUUUUGAGAACUUUGUCUUCUAAUCAGAUAGUAUUUACUCUGUUGGUAUCUUCUAUUUAUGUAUUUAGAGUUCUCCAAUACUGCCUGCAAUUAUCAAUAAUCUUAAAAACCUUUCAGCCAACAAAUAAUUCUAUUGUCUAUGUCACUCGUGUCUACUCUCAAAUGUAGUUUCAGAAGGUUCUAAUA